Punica granatum (pomegranate) is the source of this 1693-nucleotide messenger RNA. Lineage: Eukaryota; Viridiplantae; Streptophyta; Magnoliopsida; Myrtales; Lythraceae. The record is from RefSeq and is a predicted model, not a curated record.
UCUCUUUCUGGCUGCUCCUCCCGCCCGAGCCUCCCCGGCCUCUCUCUCUCUCUCUCUGCUCCCUGUUUACUGCAAGUCUCGUCCGCCUCAGUUCAUCUGCAGCUGCAGGCAGCUCCUUCCAGUUCCCCCUUCUGCCGCCGUUCUGCCAUUCCUUUGCAGCUGAAGUCCAAGGGAAAGAGAUUCAGGUGCGAUAAGUAAAAUGGCUACGGCAGCCUUCAACAUUGUUCGCUUGGACCCGGGAUGCUUUUUCAAGGAUGCCAAUAUCACAAAGCCAAAGAUUUGGUGGGGCAGGAAGCUCUAUACUAAAGCAAUGGUAGCAUCAUCGCCGCGGACAUUGCAGGCUUCGAACGAUAAGGCCCAUGAGGAUGUCCGGGUUGCUGUUCUUGGAGCUAGUGGUUACACCGGUUCAGAGAUCAUCAGGCUCCUAGCAAACCAUCCUCACUUCCGUAUUACUGUAAUGACAGCAGAUAGGAAAGCUGGUCAAUCGAUAGGAUCAGUGUUUCCUCAUCUUAUCACCCAAGAUCUGCCAGAUAUGGUUGCGAUCAAGGAUGCAAAUUUUGGUGAUGUAGAUGCUGUCUUUUGCUGUUUGCCACAUGGAACAACACAGGAUAUAAUAAAAAGUCUUCCCAAAAAUUUGAGGGUGGUGGACCUUUCUGCAGAUUUCCGGUUACAAGACAUUUUAGAAUAUGAAGAAUGGUAUGGUCAGCCACAUAGAGCACCGGACUUGCAGAAAGAAGCUGUGUACGGUUUGACAGAGAUCUGGAGGGAGGAAAUACGAAAUGCCGGUCUUGUUGCUAAUCCUGGUUGUUAUCCAACUUCCAUUCAACUUCCUCUCAUUCCCUUAAUAAAGGCCAAUCUCAUAAAAUGCUCACAUAUCAUUAUUGACUCAAAAUCUGGUGUCAGCGGUGCAGGGCGUAGUCCUAAGGAGGCUAACUUAUUUACUGAAGUAUCAGAAGGCAUACAUGCAUAUGGCAUUACAAAACAUCGUCAUGUUCCGGAGAUUGAGCAGGGGUUAUCAGAUGUUGCACAUUCAAAAGUUACUGUUAGCUUUACCCCACAUCUUAUGCCAAUGAGCCGUGGCAUGCUAUCAACAAUAUACGUGGAAAUGGCACCAGGAGUGAGGAUUGAGGAUUUGCACGAUCAGUUGAAGGCCUACUAUGAGAAUGAGGAAUUUGUUUGCAUGUUAAAGAAGGGGGACACUCCUCAUACUCGAUUUGUUCGAGGAUCCAACUACUGCCAUGUGAAUGUUUUCCCCGAUCGAAAUCCUGGAAAAGCGAUAAUAAUAUCAGUGAUUGAUAACCUGGUGAAAGGAGCAUCUGGGCAGGCUCUACAGAACCUUAACCUGAUGAUGGGAUACCCAGAGACUACAGGCCUUCUCUCCCAGCCUCUGUUUCCUUAGUAACCCACUUGCCCAAAGUAAUGGCCUUUCUAGUUUUUUCCCGUCAUCUAUGUCCAUCAUGUUCAUUAGAAGUUUUGAGUGCUUAAAUAAGGGUUUUCGAGAGGCUCGUAUAUGUCCGAGAUAAACCCGAGCUUUUAUUCGAUUCUUGUCCACCUAAGCUGCUACUUGUGAUGCCGUGCUGUUUUAUCAAACGUAAGAAUUUAUCUGCUUUCCUACUGAGACUGUAGGAUGGAAUUUGAUCUGAUAUUGUAUCUAAUCUAUUAUCUUUUCAGGACAAAAGGUUGAUUGUCUUUA